Messenger RNA from Anopheles funestus (African malaria mosquito), 2851 nucleotides. Its product is annotated as peptide transporter family 1-like. Bases 497 to 2653 code for a protein of 718 amino acids. Gene Ontology annotation, biological process: transmembrane transport; oligopeptide transport. Gene Ontology annotation, cellular component: membrane. Gene Ontology annotation, molecular function: dipeptide transmembrane transporter activity. The record is from RefSeq and is a predicted model, not a curated record. The transcript has 6 exons. Lineage: Eukaryota; Metazoa; Arthropoda; Insecta; Diptera; Culicidae.
UGGUAGCUAGGCUCACGCUUUCAGUCCACCGUCAACCGUUGAGCGUAACGCACAUUGUACAUUGGACGAUCGAGCGAGUACGGGUCCGUCCGAUAAACGCACACCUGUACAGUGAGCGUUAGCGUUAGCCAACGAUCGAUCGCGCGAUGACAUUAGCGCACUUAGUAGCAAAACUAUUACUGCCAAGGGUGUUUUGUGUAGUGGCUCUUUAUCAUCAGCUCGAGGUACAGUGUGUUGCUAUCUUUCUCCCAAAUCAAACAAAACAACUGAUCUAGCUAGUGUUGAUGUGCGUCCAUCGCAAGUGAUAGUGCUUAUUAGUGAAGCUGGCCCAACAGCAAUUGCCGCGCAAGAAGAAGAUAUUUCACCUAGAUUACACUGGACGAGAAGCUGAAACGGUGUUAAAUAUCAACCCGUACGCUCUGGUUAAACGAGUACAUUUCACCCGAUAAGAUACGCGUAAAGCUUCUUAUCCCGAGCCAGCUGGCAGGCAACGACGAUGGUUUCAACGCGCUUCGAAGUUAAUAGCACACCGCCCGUGCGGUACCCUCGCUCAAUAUUCUUCAUCAUCAGCAAUGAGUUUAGCGAACGAUUUAACUACUAUGGCAUGCGAACGGUUCUGGCACUCUACCUUACGCAAAAGCUCGCCUACAGCAAGGACACCGCUACCGUGAUCUACCACAUCUUUACCAGUCUGGCGUACUUUUUCCCCCUAAUGGGAGCCAUUCUGGCCGACAGUUGGUUGGGAAAGUUUAAGACCAUCUUUUACCUUUCGAUCGUGUACUGUGCCGGAAGUACGCUGAUUGCUCUCGGUGCAAUUCCACCGUUGAAUUUACCUGCCACAUCGAUGACCGUGCUAGGGCUGCUAUUUAUCGCGGUCGGUUCCGGCGGUAUCAAACCGUGUGUGUCGGCGUUCGGUGGCGAUCAGUUUAAGCUUCCGGAACAGGCGGUCCAGCUGGCCAAAUUUUUCUCGCUGUUCUAUUUUGCAAUCAAUGCCGGAUCCCUCAUUUCCACCACACUGACACCGAUCCUGCGCGAAGAUGUGCACUGUUUCGGGGACAACAAUUGCUUCCCGCUGGCGUUCGGUGUACCGGCCGUGCUUAUGAUCCUGUCGAUCGUGAUCUUCGUGUGCGGCCGAACGAUGUACACGAUCAAGAAACCGUCGGGCAACAUGAUCGUGCUGGUGUUCAAGUGCAUUGGCAAUGCGUUAUCGGUACGGUCGAAGGAAGGUGUGGCCAACCCACGCGAACACUGGCUCGAUUAUGCCGAGUCCAAGUACGGCAAAGGGAUUGUGGCCGACAUUAAGUCGUUGCUGAAAAUUCUCAUCCUCUACAUACCGCUGCCCGUGUUUUGGGCACUGUUCGAUCAGCAGGGUUCGCGCUGGACGUUUCAGGCGACGCGCAUGGACGGUGAACUCGCAGGAUACACGAUCAAGCCGGACCAGAUGCAGGUGAUCAAUCCGCUCCUGAUUUUGGCCUUCAUUCCCGUGUUCGAAAGCCUCGUCUAUCCGAUACUGGCCAAGGUCGGUAUUCGGCGCCCACUGCAGAAACUUUCGCUCGGUGGACUGCUGGCUGGAGCAGCCUUCGUACUGUCCGGCUUCGUGGAGAUUGCGCUCGAUCGUACGGACGCGGUACUACCGGCCGGCCACGAAUCGCAGCUACGUAUCUUCAACGGGCUACCGUGUGACUAUCGCUUCCACACCGAUAUACCCAACCUGACCGGCUUCAACGUACCAUCGCGGGGCGCCUUCGAGGCACUGCACAUCGACGUACCCGACAGCAACACCACGUUCCAGUUCCGGGCGGAAACGAGUGAAAUCGGAUGCGUGCGGGAAAACAUGACCGAGUUCAGCGGUACCUUCUAUCUGAAUCCGGGCAACGCGGUCAGCUACUUCAUCAGCCGGAAAGGUGGCAAGAGCAGUCUGGUCGAGUACGCCGACACGGCGGAGAAAGACCGUAACGGGCUGCCCCGGAUGCGGCUGCUCGCGAACGUACAGACCACGAAGCACAUCUCACUGCGGCACACCGGCAGCCCGACCAUCGUGUACAACAUUUCGCUCAACCGUUACGAUCAGAUGGCCGUCACGGAGGGAGAGUACGGUGUGUACGUUGGCGAGCGACAGAUCGCUACCGUCAAACUAAGCCCAGGCGGAGUGUACACGCUGAUCUUGGAUGAGUUUCUGGAGAACGAAUUUAAUCUUCAAACUCACAUCAUCACUCCGUCUAACUCGGUGCACAUGCUGUGGCUGGUACCACAGUACGUCGUCAUUACCGCCGGCGAGGUUAUGUUUUCCAUAACCGGGCUCGAAUUUUCCUACUCGCAAGCGCCGGAAAGCAUGAAAUCGGUCAUCCAGGCGUUCUGGUUGCUUACGGUCGCGAUCGGUAACAUGCUGGUGGUGUUUAUCGCCGAAGCCAAAUUUGUACAGUCACAAUCGGUGGAAUUUUUCCUGUUUGCCGCGCUUAUGUUCCUCGACAUGGGACUGUUCAUGCUGCUAGCCAUACGGUAUCGUUACGCGGACACCGGUGCGUCGCUGGAUUCGAUCGAGGUGGAAGCGAACGGCAAAAAGCGAACCGAUGCACUAGCCAUCAGUGAUACGAUGUCGGAACGAAGCGCCAAAAGCACAACCUACGCCAACGAAGCGUUCCGGGAAGACUGAAGCAGGCCGGGCUGUGGUUCCUCACAAAAUUUGUGCAUGCGUUUCUAGUGUGUCUACGUUAGGGUAGAACGUACCGACACGCGAAUCGACGUUGUUGUAUUACUGAAGGAGGUAUUAUUUGUUUCGUCGUUUAAGGACGUGUCCUAAUUUAAGUAAACUUUUUUCUUGUCUGUAAUAAAUAGAUAUUGUUUAAACGUA